AGAGCAGAAGCAAAGCGAGCAACAGAGCAGAAGCAAAGCGCAGAGCUAGCAAGUGACCGACCGAGAGCAAAUAGGCAAGGCAACGCAGGCAAGAUGGUGCAGCAAGCCGCGAAGGAGGUGAUCCCGCUGCUGACGCCUUACAAGAUGGGGCAGUUCGAGCUCUCUCACCGGGUGGUGCUGGCGCCGCUGACGAGGUGCCGCUCCUACGGCAACGUGCCGCAGCCACACGCCGCCGUGUACUACUCGCAACGCGCCACCAGGGGUGGCCUGCUCAUCGCGGAGGCCACGGGGGUGUCGGCCACCGCGCAGGGGUUCCCGGAGUCUCCUGGCAUCUGGACGCAGGAGCAGGUCGAGGCGUGGAAGCCCAUCGUCGACGCCGUCCACCGCAAGGGCGCCAUCUUCGUCUGCCAGAUCUGGCAUGUGGGCAGGGUCUCCACCAACGAGCUCCAGCCCAACGGCGACGCGCCUAUCUCGAGCACGGACAAGCAGAUCUCCCCCGACGCCAAGUCCGGAACGGCGUACUCGAAGCCGCGCCGGCUGCGGACCGACGAGGUCCCCGGGAUCGUCGACGACUUCAGGCGGGCCGCACGGAACGCGAUCCAGGCUGGUUUCGACGCCGUCGAGAUCCACGGCGCGCACGGGUACCUCCUGGAGCAGUUCAUGAAGGACAGCUGCAACGACCGCACGGACCAGUACGGCGGCAGCCUGGAGAACCGGUGCCGUCUCGCCGUGGAGGUCGUGGACGCCGUCGUCCGCGAGGUGGGCGCGCGCCGCGUCGGCAUCAGGCUGUCGCCCUUCGUCGACUUCGUGGACUGCGUGGACUCGGACCCGGUGGCGCUCGGCCACUACAUGGUGCAGCAGCUCAACAGGCAUAGCGGCUUGCUCUACUGCCACAUGGUGGAGCCCCGCAUUACCGCCCACGGGCGCAGGCAGAUCCCUCACGGGCUCUUGCCGUUCCGAAAGGCGUUUCAUGGAACGUUCAUCGCCGCCGGUGGGUACGAUCGGGAGGAAGGCAACAAGGUGGUGGCAGAAGGGUAUGCUGACCUCGUCGCGUAUGGGAAGCUGUUCUUGGCUAACCCGGACCUGCCUAGGAGGUUCGAGCUGGAUGUGGCACUCAACAAAUACGACCGCUCCACCUUCUACACGCAAGAUCCUAUUGUUGGCUACACAGAUUACCCUUUCUUUGAAGAAGAAGAUGGCAAGAAUGAGAGGUGAAAUCUGAUAAUGUGGAGGGUUCAUCAAGUAUAAGUUCGUCAUUAUUUCCACCAUUCAUUAUUGGUCAUUGUGGUGGAGUCAUUGUGUCAUGUUGUUUCAUUCUGUACUAGUGUGGUGUGAAGUGAAAUAAAUCUAUUUGGUGAAAUUGUUAUAAAAUAAAUUAUAGACUUGUCGGAUUUACACUCUAUUGUUAAGGGGCUAUUUGUAUGGAGGUAUAUCAGUUUUUAGACGCAA
Zea mays is the source of this 1449-nucleotide messenger RNA. It is a transcript of the gene opr2, whose product is annotated as 12-oxophytodienoate reductase2. Gene Ontology annotation, molecular function: oxidoreductase activity; FMN binding. Lineage: Eukaryota; Viridiplantae; Streptophyta; Magnoliopsida; Poales; Poaceae. The record is from RefSeq and is marked validated. The transcript has 2 exons. The coding region runs from base 94 to 1215 and encodes 373 amino acids.